This is a messenger RNA of Motacilla alba alba, 1565 nucleotides long. RefSeq names its product transcription factor A, mitochondrial (gene TFAM). Lineage: Eukaryota; Metazoa; Chordata; Aves; Passeriformes; Motacillidae. The transcript is spliced from 6 exons. The coding region runs from base 12 to 887 and encodes 291 amino acids. The record is from RefSeq and is a predicted model, not a curated record.
GGCGGGCCGGCAUGGCGGCGGCAGCGGCCUUGCUGGGCCGGGCCGCGGGGCUGGGCCUGGGCCUGGUCGCGGCCGCGGGCGGGCGGCGGCUCCUCCGGUGCGGGACGGGAGCGGGGCUGCGCGAGCGGGGCGCGGGGACCCUCCUCGACGGUGCCCUCGUGUGCAGGGCCGGGGGCGCGGCGGAGCGCUGCCUGUCUCGGGGCACCGGCUGGAGUCAGCGCCCGAAGCGGCCUCUCACCGCCUAUUUUCGCUUCGUGAUGGACAACCGCCCGGCCUUCAGGGAGAAAAACCCAGGAGCGAGCAACACGGAACUGAUUAAAAAAUUGGCAGGUGCGUGGAAGGAGUUACCAGCAUCACAGAAACAGGUUUACGAGGAAGCAAAGAAGACAGACUGGAAAAGAUACGGAGAGCAGAUGGCUGCUUAUAAAGCCCAGCUGACUCCAGCCCAGGCUGCGGCUCUGAAAGAGGAAAGGAGAAAACAGCUGGCUAAGAGAAGAUCAAUCAGGGCAAAAAGAGAAUUGAAUCUCCUUGGAAAACCUAAAAGAGCUCGUAGCGGCUUUAACAUCUUCCUGUCAGAAAAUUUUCAAGAAAGUGAAGGAAAUUCACCUGUGGCAAAGCUGAAGAAACUCUUUGAUACGUGGCAAAAAAUGUCUGCUUCCCAAAAGCAGCCAUACUUGCAGCUUGCUGAGGACGACAAGGUUCGGUAUGAGAAUGAAAUGAAAUCAUGGGAAGCAAAAAUGAUUGAGCUGGGACGUGAAGACCUGGUGCGUGCCAAAAAGCAAAGGUUAAAAAAGAAACCUGCUGAAACUGCAAAGCAAACUGAAACAGCCAAAGCCAAAGCUUCCUCAAGUGGAAAAAAGGCAAAAUUGAAAAAAUCUGAAGAAUAAAACAUCCCCUGUGGUUGUCUUAUUUCUGUCCUGCUGUGUUCAUGCUGCAGUCAGCAUUAGCACUGAAAUGUGGGAAACCCGUGAAGGGCCCUUGGGAAAGGUGAUCAGGUAAGAGAGGAGUUACUGUCUCUCAGAAGUGACUGAAACAAUCACUGCAGGUGUAGCCUGAACUGUAGAGUAGCAAUUAAUCAAGCUGUGAAUACUGAUACCCACUGACAGCAGCAGUGCUCUCCAGUAACGGUUGAUCAUACCCAGCUUUUAUAAGGUAUUUUUUAAUGAAAAAAUAAAAAAUAUUCUUUAUGAAAGAAAGAAUAUUCUGCAAUGUUACCAUCAAAAUUCUGUAAAUAAGAGCUGAAAUCAGAGUUAACACUGCUGUGUUUUAUUCCCUCCAUGUUAUUGCUAGUGAGAUGUUCUACAUUUCAUCAGGCACAAGAAACACAAAAUGCUAGCUUUUAUUUUAUGCAUCUGUCUUUUUGUACCUGUUAAUCUGUGUAUGCCAUUUCUGUUGCAUUUAAAGACCAUGUGUUUUGUACCUUUAUUGGACUUUGAUUUUGUAGUUUUGUUUGGAUACGUACAAACAUUUUUGUCUUGCUGUUGUCACAUUUGGGAUGACCUAGAAGGAAAAGAAGUAUGUGAACUGUUUGAGUUUUGGUGUAAUAAAUACAGCUAUUUUGAAGA